Molecule: messenger RNA, 2686 nt
Organism: Salmo salar (Atlantic salmon)
Lineage: Eukaryota; Metazoa; Chordata; Actinopteri; Salmoniformes; Salmonidae
Product: UTP--glucose-1-phosphate uridylyltransferase
Biological process (GO): UDP-alpha-D-glucose metabolic process
Molecular function (GO): UTP:glucose-1-phosphate uridylyltransferase activity
Source: RefSeq, a predicted model, not a curated record
UAAUCGGUAUCGGCAUUGAAAAAUCAUAGUCGGUCGACCUCUAGUUCAGAUGCACAUCCACAACUGUGUAUGCUGCUAUAGGUUUGGUCAGGCCAGCGUUUUCUCGAAUAACCUCCGCCAGCUCCAUUUGAUUUGGUCUAGGUGUCAUAAUACCCAUAAAACCAGGGAAAUGGUUCCAAUUGUUUUUCUAUUCAUUUUUCCCAUAGGGGAUUUUAGAAGCACUUAAAAUAAGGGAUGUUUCAUAUAGUCUUACACUGGUGUGACGCUUUGAUACCAAUGUAAAUCUCUCUUGGACUUGGUGACUUCUCAAUAAAUUCGGCUGGAUUUACUCUCAAAUUCGAAAAUGCUAAUUAGCAUCAAAGUAGACAUCAUGCAAAACUACAAAUCCCUGGAAGCUCCUGCACGUCAUCGCUAGCUGACACCUUUGUAAUUAACCGGUAUUGUGUCAAUUUUAAAACUUGCACAAGAUGGUUCACAGAAUUGUCCAUUUAAAGAAAUGUAGCCAAUUUAUUAAUUACUACAUUUAGAUAACUAAUCCACAUUUUCUUACCUUUGCCUCAAUUCAGCGGUCUCGUCCAGAUCAUGUCAUUUGUAGUUCUUUAUGACAGCCACAUUGGCAGCUAAUUAGCGUUUCAUUUGGGGGUGUAAAUACAGGGGAAUAUAUUGAUAAGUCACCUUGUCUUAGAUGUUUUACAUGGUUAUCAAAACCAUUUCCCUGUUUGACCACUAGGUUUUAUGGCUCAUACUGUGGUACUAUAUUCCAGUAUAAACACACCUGAUUCAAAUGUUUUACUAAUCAUCAGACUUUUUGGAGACGACUGGAGGUGUGGCUCAGGGAACUCUUCUAGGCCCUCAUCUCCCUUUCAGUCAUUGACAGCGCAGGCCGGGAUGUCGACAAUUUCCAAAAAGGACUUUGAGGGUUUUAAGAACCUCUUCCACAGAUUCCUCCAGGUAAAAGGACCCUCUGUGAAAUGGGACAAGAUCCACAAGCCCCCAGAGGAUCUGAUCCACCCCUAUGACAAGAUCAAGGCCCAGGGGCUGCCGGACAGCGUGGCGGCCAGCCUCAACAAGCUGGUGGUGGUCAAGCUCAACGGAGGCCUGGGCACCAGCAUGGGCUGCAAAGGCCCCAAGAGUGUCAUCAGUGUCCGCAAUGAGAACACCUUCCUGGACCUCACCGUCCAUCAGAUAGAGCACUUAAACAAGACAUUCAACGUGGAUGUGCCUCUUGUUCUCAUGAACUCCUUCAACACCGACGAGGACACCAAGAAAAUCCUGCAGAAGUACACACACCACCGGGUGCACAUCCACACUUUCAACCAGAGCAGAUACCCAAGGAUCAACAAGGAGUCCCUGCUGCCCGUGGCAAAGGACCUGGGAAUGCACGGCGACCACGCCGACGCCUGGUACCCGCCCGGCCACGGAGACAUCUACGCCAGUUUCUACAACUCCGGCCUGCUGGACCAGCUGAUCGCCGCGGGCAAGGAGUACAUCUUCGUGUCCAACAUAGACAACCUGGGCGCCACCGUGGACCUGUUCAUCCUCAACCACCUGAUGACACAGCCCAAAGACAAGCGCUGCGAGUUCAUCAUGGAGGUCACGGACAAGACCCGUGCAGACGUCAAGGGUGGCACGCUGAUCCAGUACGACGACAAGCUGCGUCUGCUGGAGAUUGCCCAGGUGCCCAAAGCCCACGUGGACGAGUUCAAGUCGGUCACCAAGUUCAAGAUCUUCAACACCAACAACCUUUGGAUCUCCCUGGCCGCCAUUAAGAGGCUGCACGAGCAGAACACCAUGGACAUGGAGAUCAUUGUCAACCCGAAGACGCUGGACGGUGGUCUGAACGUGAUCCAGCUGGAAACAGCGGUGGGCGCUGCUAUCAAGGCCUUCGACAACGCCCUGGGCGUCAACGUGCCCCGUAGCCGCUUCCUGCCCGUCAAGACCUCGUCGGACCUGCUGCUGGUCAUGUCCAAUCUCUACAGCCUGGACGCCGGCUCGCUCACCAUGAGCAAGAAGAGGGAGUUCCCCUCCACGCCACACGUCAAGCUGGGCAGCUCUUUCACCAAGGUCCAUGACUUCCUGACGAGGUUUGAGAGCAUCCCAGACAUGCUAGAACUGGAUCACCUCACAGUGUCAGGAGACGUCACCUUUGGAAAGAAUGUCUCUCUCAAGGGAACUGUCAUCAUUAUUGCCAAUCACGGAGAUAGGAUUGAUAUUCCUGCCGGAGCAGUGCUGGAAAACAAGAUUGUAUCUGGCAACCUGCGCAUCCUCGACCACUAAGGCCUUCAGGACACAAGCCGGUUGCACAGACAAGAGACUCAAGGACAAACUAUACCUAGGACUGUUUUAGAGCAAGAAAGGUUUUUAUCACUGUGAUCGAUCAUUUAUCUGCAGCUUACAAAGAAAGACUUGACCACAAUCAGGGUAAUUUUAAUCAGAUUAAAAUGAGUGGGAUGGUCCUCCUAAUGAGCGUUGUGGUUCAGCACACCGUGCAAACACAAGGCUUCUGUUGGAAGCCGAAAGCUGUUACAGGGUUCUAAGGCUGUGUUUACACAAGCAGCCCAAUUCUGACAAAAGAGCUGAGCUAAUUGGUGACAAGGCAUAUUAGUGGAAAAAGAUCAGAAUUGGGCUGCCUGUGUUGCAAAUUCUGAGCCAACUUUGACCUGAAUAAAGUGCAAUAUUGAUUCAA